This is a messenger RNA of Malania oleifera, 1243 nucleotides long. Its product is annotated as ethylene-response factor C3. The transcript has a single exon. The record is from RefSeq and is a predicted model, not a curated record. Gene Ontology annotation, molecular function: DNA-binding transcription factor activity; DNA binding. Lineage: Eukaryota; Viridiplantae; Streptophyta; Magnoliopsida; Santalales; Ximeniaceae. Gene Ontology annotation, biological process: regulation of DNA-templated transcription; ethylene-activated signaling pathway. Bases 238 to 888 code for a protein of 216 amino acids.
CAAUAUCCUCCCCUUUCACUCCCUUUCUUUUUUCUUUUUUCUUUAAUGAUUAAAUCCCCUCCCCCUUUUAUUUUAUUAUUUUUCAAUUUAAUUUCCUUUUAUUUUUGGCCUCAAAUUCCUCGAGUUUUUAUUUUUGGGUAUUUAAUGGGGAAGAAGUUCAAAUGUUUUGCCGAUUACUGAGACCAGAGAUACUCUCGGAAAAACAAAUCCCAAUCCCCAAAACCCAAGGCAAUACUCAUGGAUUAUUCCCUUCAGUACGUUACCUCCGACUUCUCGCCGGAAUCCUCCUUCGGCUCGCCGGAGACUCCCUCGUGGGGCGAAUUCCUCCUCAACGCCCACAGUUCUCUCCCCUUCAACGUGAACGACUCCGAGGAGAUGCUCCUCUUCGACGUCCUAGCCGAGGGCGCCAGAGACUCGUCGGAGACGGCCUCCUCCGCCGGAAUAAAGGACGAGGAGGUCACCUCCCACGCAAAAGAAGAAAAGGAACCCCAAAAGGAAAAGAAUUACAGGGGAGUUCGGCGGCGGCCGUGGGGAAAGUUCGCGGCGGAGAUAAGAGACUCGACGCGACACGGCAUCAGGGUGUGGCUGGGAACCUUCGACAGCGCCGAGGCGGCGGCGCUGGCCUACGACCAGGCCGCAUUCGCCAUGCGCGGCUCCAUGGCGGUGCUCAAUUUUCCGGUGGAGAGGGUUAGAGAGUCGCUGAGAGAGUUGAAUUGCGGGUGCGAAGACGGGGACUCCCCCGUUGUGGCGCUGAAGAGGAAACACUCCAUGAGGCGAAAAUCCGCCGGCAAGAAAAGCAAAGCGUUAGAAAAUGUGGUGGUGCUGGAGGAUUUGGGUGCUGAUUACUUGGAGCAGCUGUUGUGUUCAUCUGAACAGAGUGGUGCUUGAUGAUUCAAUAUUUUGAUUGAUCUAUCGUGUUCCAAAAUCCAAACCCAGAGCUAGCUCUAAUUUCUUUCUCAACUUUUGGGUUGGGUAUUUUGGUUUCUUUCUUUUCUUUUCUAGCUGAGGUUUUAUUAGAUUUUGGGGUUCGUUUUUAAUUCUACAGUGUGUAACAGAGCCAUAUCCCAUCGUGGAGUCGCGGAUCCUUUUCUUGUGGAGAUGUGAGGGGGAAGUAUCGGUGGGCUUUUCUUCUUCUAUCCAUUUUCUAAAAAUUUUCUCCUUUAAAAAUCCUCUUUGUUUCUUUGUAUAAAGUUGUAAAGUCCUCAGUACAAAGUUUGCAGUGGCUUGUGUCCCCUCUGAUCAA